AAGGUAGAAAACCCACACAUCAGAACUCAUCUAAACAUACUGGUAGCUGGCUUUCAUUGUGCAGCCUGGAGAACAGAGAAGAUGGCCUUCAUUGCAGUUCUGGGGCUCUUGAUGUCUGGGAUCUGCCCUGCUGUCCUAUGCUGCUCAGAUGGCCCAUGGGGAAUGGACACAGCAGUCCAGAAAGGCCAAGACACUGGAAAACAACUGGACAGUCUCACAUUGGCCUCCAUCAACACUGACUUUGCCUACAACCUCUACAAAAAGGUGGCUUUGGAAAAUCCAGAUAAAAAUAUUGUCUUCUCUGCACUUGCCAUCGCAUCUGCCUUGGGCUCCUUAUCUCUGGGAGCAAAAGGCAACACCCUGCAAGAGAUUCUAGAAGGUCUCAAGUUCAAUCUCACAGAGAUCCCUGAGGCAGACAUCCAUCAGGGCUAUGGGCAUCUCCUACAGAGGCUCAGUCAGCCAGGGGACCAGAUACAGAUCAGCACAGGAAAUGCCCUGUUUGUUGAAAAGCACCUGCAGAUCCUGACAGACUUCAAGGAGAAGGCAAGGGCCCUGUAUCAGACUGAGGUCUUCAUGGCAGACUUCCAGCAGCCUCGUGAGGCCAGAAAGCUCAUCAAUGACUAUGUGAGGAAACAGACCCAGGGGAGGAUCAAGGAACUGGUCUCAGACCUGGAUGGGGAGACAUCCAUGGUGGUAGUGAAUGACUUCCUUUUUAAAGGUAAAUGGAAGGUGCCCUUUGACCCUGAUGGCACAUUCAUGGGAAAAUUCGUAAUAGACAGGAGGAGGGCUGUGAAGGUGCCCAUGAUGAAAAUUGAAAACCUGAGGACACCAUACUUCCAGGAUGAGGAGCUGAAAUGCACUGUGGUGGAGCUGAACUACAAAAACAAUGCCAAGGCCAUGUUCAUCCUCCCUGACCAGGGCAAGAUGCAGCAGGUGGAAGCCAGCUUACAACCAGAGACCCUGAGGAAAUGGAGGAAAUCACUGAGGCCCAGGGUGAUAAAUGAACUCCAUCUACCCAAGUUCUCCUUAUCCCAACAGUACAACCUAGAAGACAUCCUUCCAAGGUUGGGUAUCAGGGAACUCUUCUCCACACAGGCUGACCUGUCUGGGAUCACUGGAGCCAAGAAUGUAACAGUCUCUCAGGUGCUCCACAAGGCUAUGCUGGACAUGACUGAGACAGGCACAGAAGCAUAUGCCGCGACAACAUUCAAACAAAACUUCCUGUCUGCAAAAGUUAAACCUAUGUUUGUUAGCUUUGAUAGGAAAUUCCUAUACAUUAUUUUAGAUUCACAUUCUAAGUAUAUCCCCCUUAUGGGCAAGGUUAUCAACCCUUUAGAAAACUAGAACUUCCCAAGUGGUGGGGCUUCUUUCCAAGCUAACAGAUUGAGUCUCUAUGUGCUUUUUGGCUUCCAUCCUCUCAUAGGCUGUGGAAUUUUUGUAAUUAAACAAUGACCCUGACUAACUUUAAUAGUCACACAUCACAGGAGCAUGUGGAUGGCUUGUGUCAGGCUCCCAGUCCUCUAGGUCUCUGCCUUUCUUCCACUCCCUUGUUUAUUCCCCUUUACCUGCCUCAACUAUUAUCCUGGGCCCAGCAGGUAGGCCCAUUCCCCAGAUAUGCUCUCAUCAUGUCUGCCUUCCACUUCUGCAGCCUUGGUGGAACUAUGCAAGUUUUCCAGCCAACCCAUAUGAACAACAGACCAAGGCUUAAGAUGGGAACUUUCUGCCCUGUCUAUUUGCAGCAUCCUGGAACACUUGGUGCCCAGAUUUGCCUCACUCUUUCCUUACUACAAUCUGUACCACCCACUGAUCCUUGCAGGGUCUCCUGACUCUGUCCACACUUUUGGAGCCCUCGCUCCUGCAGGGCAUGGGGCCUGUUGCUCACACCAGCUCCUCUCCCCCUAGCACUCCUAAUCAGAGUAGUAGCCUUUCUCUCAGUUCUCAACUGAGCAACCUCACAGGACAGCUGAACACCUCCACCUUCAUCACCUAAAAUAAAAGGGAGGCACAAAGGAUCAAUAAAUGUAUACCUGCAGA
Mastomys coucha (southern multimammate mouse) is the source of this 2034-nucleotide messenger RNA. RefSeq names its product serine protease inhibitor A3B-like. The coding region runs from base 82 to 1344 and encodes 420 amino acids. Gene Ontology annotation, molecular function: serine-type endopeptidase inhibitor activity. The transcript has 5 exons. The record is from RefSeq and is a predicted model, not a curated record. NCBI's taxonomy places the organism in Eukaryota, Metazoa, Chordata, Mammalia, Rodentia, Muridae. Gene Ontology annotation, biological process: negative regulation of endopeptidase activity.